This is a messenger RNA of Didymodactylos carnosus, 1389 nucleotides long. NCBI's taxonomy places the organism in Eukaryota, Metazoa, Rotifera, Eurotatoria, Philodinida, Philodinidae. The record is from the annotation of a GenBank genome assembly.
AUGUUUUCAAGCUUCUUCUUCAAAAGACUGUUAGUAGCCUCUCCAACAACAUUCUCCUCAUUCGUUUUACAGCGUCAACAACAUAUCGAGAAUAAUGUGUCAACAACAAUUACAAAAGAUUAUAAUUUAUUAUCGGAUCAGGAACUAAUACAAUUAAUUCAGUCUAAAGAAUUAUUACUCCAAAAUCUCGAAAAAUAUAUAUCCUAUAAUCGUUCGAUUUCGAUAAGACGUACAUUAUUAAAUAAAAAAUUAUCGAUAUUACGACACUUAUCAACAAUUGAUAAUUUACCGUAUGAAAAUUAUGAUUAUUCGAGAGUUAUUAAUCGAUGUUGUGAAAAUGUUAUUGGCUAUGUACAAAUACCUGUUGGUUAUGUCGGACCAUUGAUCAUUGAUGAAAAGGAAUAUUAUAUACCGUUGGCUACUACAGAAGGUGCACUUGUUGCUAGUACAAAUCGUGGUUGUAAAGUAAUAAGAUUAUCUGGUGGUAUACGUACAACAUUGUUUAAGGAUGGUAUGACAAGAGGGCCAGUACUUAAAUUUCAAACAGGUGAACAAGCAUAUCAUGCAUUUAAUUGGUUAGAUGAUAAUUUUGAUUUACUGAAAACAACUUUUGAUAAAACAAGUUCAUACGCUAAAUUAAUAUCUAUUAAAAAGAAUAUAUGUGGAAAAUUAUUAUUUAUUAGAUUUGUUGCAACAACCGGUGAUGCGAUGGGGAUGAAUAUGAUAUCGAAGGGUGUUAGUGAAGUGCUAAGCUUACUUCAAUCAACUAGAUGGGGAUCAACAAUAGAAAUAAUGAGUUUAAGCGGUAACUACUGCACAGACAAAAAAGCUACAGCAUUAAAUUUUAUUGAUGGUCGAGGAAAAUCAGUUAUGUGUGAAGCAACAAUACCUUGUGAAAUAUUAGAAAAUCAAUUAAAAUUAAAUGCACAACGUUUAACUGAACUAAAUUUAUCUAAAAAUUUAUUAGGUUCAAUAAUGGCUUCUAGUGUUGGUGGCUAUAAUGCCCAUGCAGCUAAUAUUGUUGCUGCUAUUUUUAUUGCUUGUGGACAAGAUCCAGCACAAGUUAUAUCAAGUAGUAAUUGUAUAACAUGGUUAGAACCAGUUGGAUUACAUAAACAAGAUUUAUAUAUAUCAUGCACAAUGCAUUCACUUGAAGUUGGAACAAUUGGUGGUGGAACAAGAUUACCCGGACAAGAAGCUUGUUUAAAAAUGUUAGGCGUUUCGGGCUCAAAUAUCCAACAUCCAGGUGAUAAUUCUAAACAUUUGGCUAAAAUAAUAUGUGCAACUGUCCUGUCUGCUGAAUUAUCAUUGUUAAGUGCACUGGCUACAAAUGAACUGAUUUCCAGCCACUUGCGCUUAAACAGAAAGUCUACCAGUGACACCAAUUAA